Molecule: messenger RNA, 1619 nt
Organism: Phragmites australis (common reed)
Lineage: Eukaryota; Viridiplantae; Streptophyta; Magnoliopsida; Poales; Poaceae
Exons: 1
Coding region: 579-1619 (346 amino acids)
Source: RefSeq, a predicted model, not a curated record
CUUAAAAUCCACUCUCCUUUAUUUUAAUCAUAUGUUAUAACUAACAAGUCAUAUUUUCAAUUUGAAUGGAUAUUUCUUCAACGGCUAUAUUUGUAACGGCUAUAUUUCGAACAACUAUUUUUACAACGGCCACAUUUCCAACGGCUACUUGUCCAACGGCUAUAUUUCCCUGCUCUAUAUAUGCAUGCUCGAACCGUCUGGUUCCUACACUAAUCCAUUGGCCUUCUUGUUUCACCUCUUACAGAAAUGAGUCGUUUCUCUCGCUUAGCUUCGUCGUCGUCGUCCUCGUCGGACGAUGACAAAGAUGAAGAAUUGUUCAUCGCAUUGCAGCAAGCACACAGUCAAUAUCAAGCUAUGCAAGUUCCUCGAUGGGGCGGGUCUGUACCAGGGCGUCAGUAUGUUCAUCGCGAUAGAGAAGCCGGGCAUUAGAGGCUGUACAACGACUACUUUUCAGAUGCUCCGACCUACGGGGCAAAUUUCUUUCGCCGCAGGUUUGCAAUCAGUCAAACCUUUCUUUCAUAUUCUUUCUGUUGUGAGUCCGCUUGUUUUCUUAUUAUCGUAUUUUGAUCAGGUUUAGAAUGAACCGUGAUCUGUUUCUUCGCAUAGCACAAGCCAUAGAGCAACAUGAUAAUUACUUUAUGCAAAAAAGAGAUAGAAAUGGAUGUCUUGGGUUAUCAUGUUUGCAGAAGGUUACCGCAGCAUUCCAGAUGAUAGCUUAUGGAGUAGCAGCUGAUUUUAUGGAUCAAUAUGUCCGUUCUGCUGAAAGCACGAACAUAGAAAGUCUUAGAAGGUUUGCCAAAGCGGUUGUCGAAGUUUAUGGAUAUGGGUAUUUGAGAUCCCCAAAUGAGGAAGACACAGCUAGAUUACUUGCGAUUGGAGAGAGUAGAGGUUUCCCUGGAAUGCUUGGGAGCAUAGAUUGUAUGCAUUGGGGAUGGAAAAAUUGUCCUGCAGCAUGGCAAGGACAGUACACCGGCCAUGCGCAUGAGCCAACAAUCAUUCUUGAAGCUGUUGCUUCUAAAGAUCUUUGGAUUUGGCAUGUUUUUUUUGGUUUAGCAGGGUCUCACAAUGAUAUCAAUGUUCUUCACCGUUCUCAUCUUUUUGCAAAGCUAGCCGAAGGGGAAGCUCCACAAGUUAGUUACACUGUCAAUGGUCAUAAUUAUACAAUAGGGUAUUACCUUGCAGAUGGCAUCUAUCCUCAAUGGGCGACAUUUGUGAAGACCAUACCACAGCCACUGGGAAAUAAGAGAAAAUAUUUUGCCAAGGCACAGGAGGCAGUUCGGAAGGAUGUUGAAAGAGCAUUUGGAGUUCUACAAUCUCGUUUCGCCAUUGUUCAUGGACCAGCCCGAUUCUGGGAUAAAGAUACCCUAAGACAAAUUAUGAUAGCUUGUGUCAUCAUGCAUAAUAUGAUUGUUGAAGAUGAGAGGGAUGAAGAUGAACAGAUGCAGUACGAGUAUGUUGGCCAACUUGUGAGACCUACACCUCGUGAAGUUCGUAAUCGUACUCCGGAGCUACAUGAUUUCCUUCAAGCUCAUAAUAACAUCAGGAAUAGGGAAACUCACUCUCAACUUCAAGAAGAUCUAGUUGAGCACCUCUGGCAACGUCAUGCAGACAUGUAUUGA